AUGCCUUCCAAUUACACCAUCGACGAUAUCAGCCCGCUCAUUAAGUACUCUGGCUCAUGGUCUGCGGGAAGCAAGACCGACUCCUUGUCUUCGCAAUACUCGAAUAACGGUACCUUCACCGUCUCUUCCACCAAAGGCGAUUCCGCAACAUUCAUCUUUACGGGAACGCGAGUAUGGGUAUUUGGAGCCAAGAGGGAUAAUCACGGUGGAUAUAGCGUCAAGCUUGAUGGCAAAAGCACCGACUUGAACGGUUUCUCUUCCUCUCCCGUAUUCAACCAACCGCUCUUUGCUUCCGACACCCUCCCACAACAACAACACACUGUCACAAUAACAAACACAGCGAACGACACGCGUAAAUCCUUCCUCGACAUUGACUUCAUCACAUGGAUGACCGAUUCGCCAUUGCCUGCAAACAACUUCGACGACAACUCCAACUUGUUUGCCUACUCACCCGCAGAUGCAUGGAAAACAGACCUCGGGAAAUCAUACUCGAAUUUCUUGAAUAACUCAGGGCACCUUACGGAUGCUAAGGACGCCUCUGUGACCAUAACAUUUGCCGGAGAAUCAUUAGUCCUCUAUGGCGCGGUCGGGCCCUCCCAAGGUGCUUACUCCGUGAAACUCGAUGGCAGCGACGCUGGAAAUUUCAAUGCACACAAUCCCACCUACUUCUCGCAACAAGCACUUUUCCAGACAGAUUCCCUUGGGUCAGGGAACCACACGCUCGUCCUCACAAACCAACCCUCCGGAUCACAAAACAACUUGGCCAUCGACUUUGCCUUGAUGGCCAGUAUACCGGCUGCUAGCUCGAGCCCGACUGUGAGCGGUAGUUCAACCUCUGCUGCAUCUCCUUCCUCCGCAACUCCUACCGAUCCGAGAGCCCAGGGAUAUGCAAACCUGAGGCACGGUUUAUAUAUCGCCGCUGGUAUUGGUUCAGUCUGUUUACUUUUUACGUUUGCGGCGGUUAUAUACCGCUUCACGUACCGUCGGUCCCUCAGACGGCAGGCCCAUGGGGGUACGACUGAUGUUGCCGCAUUUACUGAAGGCGGGAGUGUUGGAAAGGCCAUUAGUUUGCAAACCGUGCGCGACCCACAUUCGGACAGGAGGCCAUUACUGCUUGGUUCAAAUCUGCGCUAG
Messenger RNA from Mycena indigotica, 1134 nucleotides. RefSeq lists its product as uncharacterized. The transcript is spliced from 6 exons. NCBI's taxonomy places the organism in Eukaryota, Fungi, Basidiomycota, Agaricomycetes, Agaricales, Mycenaceae. The coding region runs from base 1 to 1134 and encodes 377 amino acids. The record is from RefSeq and is a predicted model, not a curated record.